GGCCAUGGCGGAGGUGGGCCGGGUGGUGGUGCGCGACCCCGGCGCGCUGCUCCCGGGGGGCUUCUGGGCGGCGGUGGCCGUGUGGCUGGAGAGGCCGCAGGUGGCCAACAAGCGGCUGUGUGGCGCCCGCCUGGAGGCGCGGCGGAGCGCCGCGCUGGACGCCCUCUGGGCCGCCUUCUCCCGGAGCCUCGCCGGCGGCGGUCCGGAGAUGCCGGCCUUCCUCGCCGGCUCCCGGCCGGGGGCGCGGCCGGGGCCGCAGCACGAGCUGGACCUGGUGCUCAGAACCGUCAUCCCGAAAACGAGCCCGCGCCAGCCGCUUCUGGCUCCGCGGAGAGAAAUGGUCGUGCAAGAUGUUCUCAAUGGAACUGUAACUUUUUUGCCUUUGGAAGAAGAUGAUGAAGGGAAUUUAAAGGUCAAGAUGAGCAAUGUGUAUCAAGUUCAGCUCAGUCGUUGCAAAGGAGAAUGGUUCAUAUCUAUUUUAAUUUUCUGUCCAGAAAGAUGGCAUUCAGAUGGAAUUGUUUAUCCCAAACCCACCUGGCUUGGGGAGGAGUUGCUGGCUAGGUUGGCCAGGUGGUCCGUGGAGAGCAGGAAGAGUGGAUUUAAGAGCACGCUGUCCCUCAUUUCCGUUCUGAAGUACAGCAGGACCUACCAGGAGCUUAAGGAGAAGUAUAAAGACAUGGUCAAGGUGUGGCCUGAAGUAACUGAUCCUGAGAAGUUUGUGUAUGAAGAUGUGGCUAUUGCGGCCUACCUGCUGAUUCUAUGGGAAGAAGAAAGAGCUGAGCGGGGUGUGACAGCUAAGCAGUCCUUUGUUGACUUAGGAUGUGGAAAUGGUCUCCUGGUCCAUAUACUGAGCAGUGAGGGGCAUCCAGGCAGAGGGAUUGAUGUCCGAAGAAGAAAAAUCUGGGAUCUGUAUGGACCACAGACUCGCUUGGAGGAAGGUGCGAUCACACCAAAUGAUAAGACCCUUUUCCCUGACGUUGAUUGGUUAAUUGGUAACCAUUCCGAUGAACUAACACCAUGGAUACCUGUCAUGGCAGCCAGGUCCUCCUGCAGCUGCUGCUUCUUCGUCCUUCCCUGCUGCUUCUUCGACUUUGUUGGAAAGCACCAGCGGAGGCAGAGUGAGAAGACCCAGUACCGGGCAUACCUGGACUUCAUUAGAGAGGUGGGCUCGGCCUGCGGAUUUCACGUGCAGGAGGACUGCCUGAGAAUUCCUUCCACCAAGAGAGUUUGUCUCAUUGGGAAGUCUAGAACAUACCCGCCCUCCGGAGAAGUGUCCCUCGAUGAGCAGAGAACCCAGUACAUCAGCAGCAGGCGGGGCUGCCCCGUGGGCCCACCUGGUGAGGAGCCUGCCCCUGGUCCCCCCAGGGGUGCUGCCGGCGGUGCCCAUCACCCUGGUGGUCACAGAGCCUUGGACGCUGAGGCUGGGCACAGGCCCCAGGCCCAGGCCGCAGGACUCUGGCUGCCUGGAUUUCACCCCAGAGAAAAAGCUCAACGCGUAAGGAACUGUGCUGCCCUCCCUCGAGACUUUAUUGACCAAGUGGUUUUGCAAGUGGCAGAUUUGUUAUUAGGUGGGAAGCAGUUAACCACAGGAAGUUCUCCAGGUGGCAGUCUGAAGACCUGGAAUCGAGGAGAGAGCCUUUCCUUGGCUGAAGUAGCCGGUGAGCUGGACAGGGAGACUCUGCGGAGACUGAAGCGAGAAUGUGGAGGCUUGCAGACGUUGCUUAAAAACAACCAUCAGGUGUUUGAAGUUCUGGAUGGGAGAGUUCACAUUCGCGACUGGAGAGAAGAGAGGCUACAGAAGAAAAGGCAACCAGAAGCAAAACGGAGACUGGUUCCUGAAGCUUUCAAAACCCGCAUCUGUUGGUUUUUCACUCAUCACCCUGAUGGUUGUGUUCUGCCUUCACACUGCUGCCCGUUUGCCCACGGGCCUGGGGAGCUGCGGCCGUCCCCGGCUACCAGGAAGAAAGAGCGGGUUUUGUGAGCUGCUCUGUCCUACAAGUGGAGGCCUG
Messenger RNA from Ceratotherium simum simum (southern white rhinoceros), 2009 nucleotides. NCBI's taxonomy places the organism in Eukaryota, Metazoa, Chordata, Mammalia, Perissodactyla, Rhinocerotidae. The record is from RefSeq and is a predicted model, not a curated record.